Phytophthora infestans T30-4 is the source of this 1686-nucleotide messenger RNA. RefSeq lists its product as uncharacterized. The record is from RefSeq and is a predicted model, not a curated record. The transcript has 3 exons. Gene Ontology annotation, cellular component: cytoplasm; nucleus. The coding region runs from base 1 to 1686 and encodes 561 amino acids. Gene Ontology annotation, molecular function: protein binding. NCBI's taxonomy places the organism in Eukaryota, Oomycota, Peronosporomycetes, Peronosporales, Peronosporaceae.
AUGGCGUCGCUACAGGAGCGGCUCCGUUUGAUGACCGAGGACCCUCGCCGACGACAGGUUCCAAAGACACAAGUGCAUGCAGCACUGAUUUACCAACGGGAAUUUGUGCAUCGCUCGGAAGAUUUCAACACUUCGGCGAUUUCCGACUGCGCCGAAAGUCUCGAAGUGCUGAAAAAUGGCAAACGUGAAGCUCUUGAGACUCGACAGAUGAUGUGGGAGGACCACUACGCUACUCAGACACAUGCCGAACAGAGUCGCAAUGAAGCAUCAAGGCAACAGAAAUUGAGGCAGGAGACCGCCAUGUUGACUCAACUCAAGUCCGACACGGACAAGUGGAACAUGGCCAUUCAACUCAGUCUACUAGAAUAUCUCGACGUCACUCUGUCGGCCGCUUCUGACGACGUCAAGAGCAUAUAUUUCGUAAGCACCAAUAAGGCGGGAUUACCACCGUUGCAUCGAGCGUGCAAGACCAACGACGUGGCGUUGGUGAAGCUAUUACUAAAGGUGGGAGCCGAUUUAACCACGAAAGAUAAUUUCGAGAAGGAGGCAACGUUCAGUAGUAUAGACGAAGAGAACGGACAGAGUUGCUUGCACACAGCGAUCAUCAAGAACUUCCGUAAGGUUACGAUGGCGUUGAUUCGGAGCGGGAGGGCGCAAGUCAACGCCGCAACCAGAGACGGUGGCUGGACUCCGCUGCACUUGGCAGUCAUUACAGAGGAGGUCGAUGUGAUGACGGAGUUGCUAACAGCAGGUGCGAUGCUGGAUGCAGUCGACGCGGACGGUCAAACCCCCUUGUUACAGGCCUGUCUUGGUGGUAAGCUGAAAAUCGUGCGUCUUCUCCUGAAUGCCGGGGCAAACCCUGCUCAUCAGAACAAACAAGCGCACAGUCCAUUGCAUUAUCUGUCCGCUUUCUGUCGAGACCGACAGCUUCUGCGUGAUAUCAUCGCGAAUGGGGCAGACGUGAACGCCAAGUCGAUGAAGCUCAACACGCCUAUGCAUUUUGCAGCAAUGAACGGGAACGAAGUGGCUACACAAGUGCUGUUAGAGUAUGGGGCCAGUGCCAGUGUGAUCAACGAGGAUAAACGCAGCGUCGUAUACUUGGCCAAGAAAUGGCGGCACCGCUCGGUUGAGGACCUCGUCCGUCCACCGGAGGAGGAAGAUGGACACGGCGAUGUCCAUAGCAGUUCAGGACACCGCAAUAAACCCAGAUCACCAGCUUCUCGUCAGGCUCAACUGCGUUCGAUGCAGCAACACGCCCGUAGUGCAGGUCGCUCUCGUCCUAGAACAGGAGUAGUGAUCACAACGCGGUCCGAGGAAUCUGAUUCCGAGUCGCUGUACGACUUCGAAGACGACGAACUGAUCCUACCACCAUCGACUCCGUGGCCGGGUGCAAUGGAAAACUCGUCAAAAAGUAGCAAUAACAAUGAAAAGGGCAACAAGUCCAUGCCAACAACUGGAAGCUGUCAAAGCUUCAGUGAACUACGCAACCGGUUCACGGGCGAGCGCUCCCCGUUGAAACCAGUGGUGCUGGCUCAAGACCGUCAACAAGUCUUGAUGGACGAGAUCGUUGCGACUCGAGCAAAGAGAGAAGCGCAUCAAUUUCCAGUUGUUAGAACGAACACGACGCGAUUCUCGCGACAUCUGGUGGUGCAACCUCUGAUGCGCUCUCUAACCAACGCAAGCUGA